UCUGUAGCCCAUUUUCCUCCUUGUGUCUUGUAUGCAAGACUGUGCCGACUUCUUGCCCUCUGUUGUGGUGGACCCCCCCCCCACCAAGACCCCUAUAUGACCGCUUUUCUGAUUAGUGAAUCUGUUUCCAUCACACUGAGACACCAGUUGCUCAGUGACAUUCAUCGAAAACUGAGGAAACUGAAGAAGGAAGGCUUAGGAGAUGUAUCUGAUAAGCUACAAUGUUUGAGUCUCGGUGAUCAAAAGGACCCCCAAAUUAAAUACCUGUCACAGCUGGAAGCAUUUUUUCAAUUUCCAAAGCAAUCUAUAGAAAUGCAUGCAUUCAAGGAUCAAUUGCAGGAAAUUCCCGCAAACACUGUAGUGUGUAUAUUGACCCUGGCUGACUCCCAUCAAAGAAACCCUGGAGAUACUCUACUACUCUGCAGACUUGAACAAGGAAAUGCGCCUGUUACUGUUCAUAUACCAACAGCCCAG
Staurois parvus is the source of this 474-nucleotide messenger RNA. The record is from the annotation of a GenBank genome assembly. NCBI's taxonomy places the organism in Eukaryota, Metazoa, Chordata, Amphibia, Anura, Ranidae.